AUUUACUUUAGAAAAAAAUCUACUCGCCAGUUGAUUCUGAUACUGGUACCAUUAAUAACUGCUGUUACGUGAUGAAUAAUUAUAGAGGAAGUCAAAGAAAUUUUGGAAAGAGAAAUAAAGUAAAAGUAGACGAUGCGGGUCUGUUUUGACAAUGUUUUGUUGUGCAGUCUACCAGUCUUCCUUCAUAGUCGAUUUGAACCUGUACGCUAUAUUUGGGAAACAGAUUUGUAGGCCUAUCCACCACAACUUAAUAUGUAAACCAGCCAGUCUGUAUUUCCCAUCCAAACUUAAGUUCUGGUGGAUGUAAAGAGCAAAACCCCAAAUCCAAAUUAAACCAUGAUUUUUUUCUGAGAAUAUUUUGCUCCACUAUGUCAAAUGACCAGAGUAGAAAAGUAGGACGUUAAACACCUUUGAUGUUAUUGUUGCUAUGAAGAUACUACCAAGGAAGCUUGUGAUACUCAAGAAUGCCAUGGUUCUAUACUGUUCGGGACAGAUUGUCUUCAAAUUUGACAGAAGAUUAGAGAUGAAUAUGACAGAAAACGAUGCAGAUAAUUUUAAUCUAGCAGGUGAAAUAGCGGCUGAGACCGUCAUAAGUUCAUCAGAGGUUGACUUUUACAACCAUCAAGAUUCAUGUACCGUUAGUAUUAGGAUGAAGCCCAGUGAAUAUUUAGAGAAUAAUGAGCAUACAGAAAUAAAAACUAACAAUGAUGUAUUAUGGCAAAAAAUAGAGGGUCAACAAGGUUCACAAGAUAAUAUCAACGAUCCUGUGAUAAGUCAGGUACCAAAAGAACAAUUAGUUAUAUCUAAUAAUCAAGAAAAAGGAUUAACUAUGGCAUCUAAGAGAGAAAGAAACAAAGUCAAGAAAAGAGAACAAAGACUUAAUCCGGAAUUCAGGGAAAAAGAAAGAAUAAAGGCUAGAGAACGAAUGAAAGAAAGAAGAGAAGAUACAAGAUAUCGGGAUUGCGAGCGACAGAAAGACCGAGAAAGAAGGAAACUGUUCAGAAAACGUAUGAAUUAUAUUACCCAUACGCAAGAUGACUUAAAUUUUGUACAAAAUGAUGGACAUAUUUAUUUAGAAAGUGACAUAAAUGUUCAACAGUCUCCGUGUGAAAUUGACCAAUCACAUCAAGGUUAUCCUUCAGAUAUAAUUGACCAAUCACAUCAAGGAUAUCCUUCAGACAUAACUGGCCAAUCAAAACAGAGGACUUGUACCAUUGAUAAUAACAGCCAAUUAGAUCAGUUGUGUGAGAACAGUGUUACAAAUAAUGACCAGUCAUUGCAUAUACAAUAUGAAACUGAUCAGAACUUCAUAUCAGUAUCGACUGGUGCUUCAGGAAGAACAAUACGAGUUGAAAAUCAGUUUAAUUUAUCAGAAGUUUAUAGUUAAUACCGAUUCUUUAAUAAAUGAUCAAAGCUUGUUCAGUUUUCUUAAAGAACAAAUUUACAUGGACCAUAAAUAAUGAACAUAGCUGUGACCAUGGAAUCUUUAAAGAGCACAUAAAAUGAUCAUAUAAAAGUGGUACAUGUAUGUGCUUGAAGCCAGUGUGAUUAUAUACACUUUACACCAAUUUCAUCAAAAUCCAGUAAUAAUUAAGCCAUAUAGUGACAUAUAAAGUGUCAUAUAUCCAAUAAUUUUAAUCAGAUUGAUGUGAAAUUCUUCUGAAGUGUACAAAUAAUCAAACUGGCUUAAAGUACAUCGUAGUUUUAGAUAGUCAUGUAAUGAAAUCUUUAAAACAAAACAAAUAGAAGAGGAGGAAUACGAGCAUUUUGAGAGUAUUGCUGAAGCAAUGCAUGUCCUCUACCACAGUCUAACAAGUUUCUGGCAGGCUUAUCUCCCCUACUUGGAGAUGUACCACAGUGUGUGACUGCUAGAGGUAGACACACAUUCUGACUAUUAAAUUUUGACACUUAUGCGUACGUUUCAGUGGAAGUAAAGUUGUUACAGCCUU
Patella vulgata (common limpet) is the source of this 1949-nucleotide messenger RNA. RefSeq lists its product as uncharacterized. Lineage: Eukaryota; Metazoa; Mollusca; Gastropoda; Patellidae. The coding region runs from base 428 to 1387 and encodes 319 amino acids. The transcript is spliced from 4 exons. The record is from RefSeq and is a predicted model, not a curated record.